Messenger RNA from Eurytemora carolleeae, 4496 nucleotides. RefSeq names its product inositol monophosphatase 3. Gene Ontology annotation, molecular function: 3'-nucleotidase activity. NCBI's taxonomy places the organism in Eukaryota, Metazoa, Arthropoda, Copepoda, Calanoida, Temoridae. Gene Ontology annotation, biological process: phosphatidylinositol phosphate biosynthetic process. The record is from RefSeq and is a predicted model, not a curated record. Gene Ontology annotation, cellular component: endomembrane system. The transcript is spliced from 15 exons. The coding region runs from base 1889 to 3106 and encodes 405 amino acids.
UUUGAACCCUUUUAGAAUUAAACGACAAUUUUAACCGCAUAGCUGAUCAGGUAAAGGUUUAAGGGAACGCUAUGAAUUCACAUAGCUGAUCAGGUAAAGGUUUAAGGGUACGCUAUGAACCAGCAUAGCUGAUCAGGUAAAGGUUUAAGGGUACGCUAUGAAUCCACAUAGCUGAUCAGAUAAAGGUUUAAGGGUACGCUAUGAAUCCACAUAGCUAAUCAGGUAAAGGUUUAAGGGUACGCUAUGAACCAGCAUAGCUGAUCAGGUAAAGGUUUAAGGGUACGCUAUGAAUCCGCAUAGCUAAUCAGGUAAAGGAUUAAGGGUACGCUAUGAAUCCGCAUAGCUGAUCAGAUAAAGGUUUAAGGGUACGCUAUGAAUCCGCAUAGCUGAUCAGAUAAAGGUUUAAGGGUACGCUGUGAACCAGCAUAGCUGAUCAGGUAAAGGUUUAAGGGUACGCUAUGAAUCCACAUAGCUAAUCAGGUAAAGGAUUAAGGGUACGCUAUGAAUCCACAUAGCUAAUCAGGUAAAGGUUCGCUAUGAAUCCACAUAGCUGAUCAGGUAAAGGAUUAAGGGUACGCUAUGAAUCCGCAUAGCUGAUCAGGUAAAGGAUUAAGGGUACGCUAUGAAUCCACAUAGCUGAUCAGAUAAAGGUUUAGGGGUACGCUAUGAAUCCACAUAGCUAAUCAGGUAAAGGAUUAAGGGUACGCUGUGAAUCCGCAUAGCUGAUCAGAUAAAGGUUUAAGGGUACGCUAUGAAUCCGCAUAGCUGAUCAGAUAAAGGUUUAAGGGUACGCUAUGAAUCCACAUAGCUAAUCAGGUAAAGGAUUAAGGGUACGCUAUGAAUCCGCAUAGCUAAUCAGGUAAAGGUUUAGGGGUACGCUAUGAAUCCACAUAGCUGAUCAGAUAAAGGUUUAAGGUUAUUCUAUGAAUCCGCAUAGCUGAUUAGAUAAAGGUUUAAGGGUACGCUAUGAAUCCGUAUAGCUGAUCAGAUAAAGGUUUAGGGUUACGUAAUGAACCAGCAUAGCUGAUCAGAUAAAGGUUUAGGGGUACGCUAUGAACCAGCAUAGCUGAUCAGAUAAAGGUUUAGGGGUACGCUAUGAACCAGCAUAGCUGAUCAGAUAAAGGUUUAGGGGUACGCUAUGAACCAGCAUAGCUGAUCAGAUAAAGGGUUAAGGGUACGCUAUGAAUCGGGCAUGACCCUUAAAAAAGCAUGAGUAUACUUAGUUAAGUAGUACACUUAUCCCGCCAUGCCCCCCCCCCCUCCUAAUGUGUUAGCAGAUAUAGACACUUGAUGUAGGUUACUUGCUUGUAAUUUCAGGUGAUAUUACUUAUUUUCAUGCAAUAUGACGGACACCUGUGUUAGUUUAAUAUCAGUUGUCUAUUAGUUAAUUUAUAUAUUUUGUUCUUGUCUCUACCAUCUUUUUACAAUUAGUUUUAUAUCCAAAAUGAAAAAGAUCAAAGAUGGGAAUUAGUAACAAAGAGUUGAACUAUAUUAAACUGGUUUGAGCAGUAAAACUCUAAUUGUACUACUGUCCUCCAUUCUAAAAUUCCCAUCUUGAAUAAUAUUUUUAUUAAUCUCUUAAAUUACUUUUUGCUCUUUAUUAGGAGUUUAACUUGUAAUUAAAUUGAAGAAAUGAAUUCUGAGCACAGCUGUACUAAAUAUUAGAAUUUAAUGAUUCGGUUUAGACCAUCUUUCUUUCUUUACUUCUACAAGUGUUUUCCAGGAGUAAAUACACAUCACAAAUUAUUUAAAACUGAUAAAUCAUCUUAUUUAUCGAUAAAGGGUAAAACUAAAAGGAGUAAUUAUGUUUUGCUCCAAAAGGCCGCCUUUUUUAAUUCUGUAUUGUUAAAUUGCACAGUUUGGUGAACCGUGUUUAGUGGAACACAAUAUGACAAUUCUUUCAGAUAUAAAAACCUUUAGAGACAAUCAGAGGUUGGCCAGGACCCUUAGGGACCACCUCCAAGAGGACAGGUGUAAUCAGGAUCAAAUAAAUUUAUCAACACCUUCCAAAAUGGUGAACUUCGGUGGGGCAAUUAGGUUGAAUCCUCCGGCAAUUUUCUUAAUCUGUGGUAUAGUAGGACUAAUAGUGUUCUUUAAUAUGGGAAGAUCCACAGCUCCGCAUCCCAAUAUAUCCUUGAAACAGCUGUUAGCUGUCUCCAUUCAUGCAGCUGUCAAGGGAGGGAUAGAGGUUGUCAGGGUAAGAGAAGAAGCAGAUAUAGGAGAGAGUAGUAAAGGAAAAACAAAAGAGGGAGCUAAUGAUCCUAAAACUAAUGGAGACAUGUUCUCCCACAGGGCAAUGUACUGGGGAAUAAAGAAGGCGUUUCCACACAUAAAUGUUAUCAGUGAAGAACAUGACGUAGAGGAAGUGGAUCUCUCUACAGUAGAGAUGCCCAGCUUAGACAAUCCGGAAGUAGAAUCUAUAGUGGAUGAUGAUACAUUAGUUCCUCCUGGUGAAAUUUCUGUUUGGAUAGAUCCUUUAGACGCUACACAGGAGUACACAGAAAACCUGCGUCAUUUUGUUACAACGAUGGUGUGCGUGGCAAUCAACGGAGUUCCUGUGAUUGGUAUUAUUCAUAAACCCUUCGAGAAGUUGACCGCCUGGGGAUGGGCUGGACCUGACUACAGAUCUAAGAGUGUUAAUGAUGAUCUGAAGGCGGGUAAGGGUUUAGAACAUGAUAUUUCUAAAGCAAGAAUUAUUGUCUCCAGGUCACACGCUGGUUCCGUAAAUGCUACAGCUCAGUCGGCCUUAGGACAAGAUAUCGUUGUUACACCUGCUGGAGGAGCUGGUUAUAAAGCUUGGGAGGUUUUAAAGGGUAGCCAGGAUGCGUAUGUACACACUACACUGAUAAAGAAAUGGGAUAUAUGUGCUGGUAAUGCAAUCUUGAACUCAGCUGGGGGUCAGCUUACAACACUUAAAGGGGAGAGUAUUAAUUACAGUGGAGUAGAGGGGAAUGAGAAGAAUACUGGUGGAGUACUGGCAACCCUUUACCAUCACAAGAACUAUGUAGCCAAGCUGUCCCUACUGAUGGUUGAAACUAAGCGCAAAACUGCUGAAAAACGUGCCGCGUUUAAAACCUUAGUGAGAGAUAGACUAAGAAAACCGUGAUCAUGAAACUUCAUUUUUUUCAAAUUCUGGAAUAAAUAAGAAAUUGAUUUAAAUCAUUUCCUUCAAAACUGUUUUUUAAAUCCUUAUUCAAUCCUAGGUUUACAGAGACUCUCAAUAAACAUGGUGACCUUUGCGGGAUUUAAGUUUCAAGUACCUACAGGGUUAUACACCAAGUAUGCGACUUAAAAGACGCCUGUACAAUAUUCAUUCAAGCUUUUUCUCACAUUUCCAUAGUCCCCUACAGCUGUACAGUGUACACUUUCUUCUUUUUACUUAUGUAAAAGAAAUAAUGGAAGACAGAGAACUGAUUUUGGAUAUUAAAGAGUUGCAGGUCAACAUUACAGUCUCAUCCUUUGUGGGUAACCCUGUCCUAAUUUUAUGGAUUUCCCAAACUCAGACUACUGCGAAUAUAUAUACAAUUUUUACCAUUUUUUGUUGUCAUUGUUUAAGAUUUAUCACUUUUUUGGAAGCAGGGUCACUACAAAUAAAAUAUGUUUGAGAAUGAUCAUUGAUCACUCUAUGAAUGAAUUAAAAAGUGAAUGCAUUAAUAAUAAUUUGAUUGAUUUAGUAAUAAAUCGUCUUCCAUUGAUGCAGUUAGUCCUUUUUCCUCUUAGUUUUUGGUUUUUAUGGCCUUUUUUUAAAAUCAUUUAAUGAUUUCCAAUAAUUAAUUUAGUAAUUGUUUUACCGCCUUUGACCAACAUUACCGACCCUUGAUUUCCCCAACAAUGGGAUGUUGAGUUACAUAACGUUCCUCGGGGCAAUUUAGUAUAAUAACGACCCGCUCUUCAUAGUUUUCGUGAAAAUUUGGUCUUAGUAACCCGUGGUAAAGUACAAUUCCAUGAACUUCCCUGUACAAUAGUUAAUAAUUAUUUCUGCCAAAACGUCAAAACUAAAAAAUCUAUCAAUAUUAGCAGAUAAUUUUGGAACCGGUUUUGUUACACAUUGGUUACCAUUAGUUACCAGUAUUACGUCUGACUGAAUUUUAUUCAAUUUUAAAACAAAAAGUUAAUUUUUAAUGAUAACAUAAGCUGGAGGAAUGUCAGUGAUUAUUUCAUAUUGUGAUAGUUUUUUUUUAUCCUUGUGACUAUUUAAUUGUAAAACGCCUUACUUUAUCAUAGCGAAAAAAAAUAAUCUGUAUUUUUAUAAAUAGCUUUGGUAGAUUAAUGCUCACAUUUUUGACAAUAACUUUGUAAGGAAACAGCUUAAAUUAAUCUUAACGUCUAAAGAUAUCCCUUAUUGGGGCUGCAAGUUCCGAUACUAAUUUUUUGACAAGAAAACCCAAUUCGUUUCCGUUAAAUUUUGUGAACUUUUAUUUUGUGUUUUGUAUUCAAUUCCCUAAAUCCCUAAAAAUAGGUUUAUAAUGUGAAUUAUUUAAUGAAAUGUGAACAGA